GGGUCAAGGGUGUACACAUUACAAUAAGCUCACACCUUUUUCCCAUUUUCUUUUCUUUUGCACACUUUGGAUUUUCUCGAGAAAUUUUUUCCAUCUAUGGCUAGGUCUGCCAAAGGCCAUCAAGAUGAAUUGGACGACGACAACGACGAAGACCUCUUCACUGAAAACACCUCUUCCUCUCUCAACAAAGAGAAGGUGGAUGAACCCACUAAGGGGAAGAGGGUGAACCCUCAUCGUUCCAAGCAUUCAGAGACUGAGCAGCGUCGAAGGAUCAAAAUUAACGAAAGAUUUCAGGUUCUGAAAGAUCUCAUACCUCAAAAUGAUCAGAAAAGAGAUAAGGCCUCCUUGUUGUUGGAGGUUAUUCAGUAUGUUCAGUUCCUACAGGAAAAGCUACAAAUUUAUGAACAGUCUCAUGAAGGAUGGAAUCAGGAGCCGACGAAAUUAAUUCCAUGGAGAAAUCAUCAUGGGCCUGCUGAACAUACUACAGAUCCUUCUCAAGCUAUUCAAAACGGGUCUGUUAUUGCGAAAAAUAAUGACAUCUCUUCAUUACUGCCCCAAAAUGUACAGAACCCAAUAGAGUCUGACUUCUCAACGACAACUAUUCAGAAGGGCCACACCCCUUGUUCAGCUACUGAAAAAGUUCCCAUGACGAAGCAAAUGCGAUUGGACGUGUUUGAUCCAGUUGUUAACAGUGGUUUGGUGACCCAGCAUGUGCUGGAACCUCUGUCUAAUGCGGGCAUACCUUCCCAUACCGAGCCUCAAGUAUGGCUUAGUAAACCAAAUAAGGACAAAUAUAUUGUUCCAGAUAAUACAUUGAAGGAACAGGAGGAGCUGACAAUUGAAAGUGGAUCAGAUAGCAUUUCCAAUGCCUAUUCUCAGAGAAUAUUAGAUACUCUCACACAAGCACUGCAGUGCUCAGGGGUGGAUUUGUCUCAGGCCAGUGUCUCAGUGCAAAUUGAUGUCGGUAGACGAUCAAAUAGCGGGUUGACCCCCUCUACAUAUAGCUCAAAGGGUCAUCAAAACCAGUUUUUGAACAAUCAAGGAAUGGCAUGUUCAGGAGGUGAUUAUUGCAGUGAGGAUUCUGAACAAAGUCAGAAGAGGCUCAGGCGAGAAGCAAGCUAGCAGUCCCCCUCAAGUUGAUUUUGUCCUGAUCAUUUUUUCUUCUCAGCGUAGGGAAAGUGCUGUUGGGUUGGUCAGGUCAUUUUUGCCAUGCUGGUUUAAUCCAGAUAAUGAGAUAAAAUGUGUAUAUUUCAUGAUUAUGGCCUUGAAACGAAGGACAUUCUGAAAUAAUGUUAUAUAUGUUUGUGCUUCUAUUGAAUUUCUCAUUUUAAUGGCUGAAAA
This is a messenger RNA of Lotus japonicus, 1341 nucleotides long. RefSeq names its product transcription factor BIM2-like. Gene Ontology annotation, biological process: DNA-templated transcription. The coding region runs from base 97 to 1122 and encodes 341 amino acids. The transcript is spliced from 7 exons. NCBI's taxonomy places the organism in Eukaryota, Viridiplantae, Streptophyta, Magnoliopsida, Fabales, Fabaceae. The record is from RefSeq and is a predicted model, not a curated record. Gene Ontology annotation, molecular function: DNA-binding transcription factor activity; protein dimerization activity.